Messenger RNA from Dufourea novaeangliae, 1574 nucleotides. RefSeq names its product glucoside xylosyltransferase 1 (gene shams). Gene Ontology annotation, molecular function: UDP-xylosyltransferase activity. The coding region runs from base 289 to 1386 and encodes 365 amino acids. The transcript is spliced from 2 exons. Lineage: Eukaryota; Metazoa; Arthropoda; Insecta; Hymenoptera; Halictidae. Gene Ontology annotation, biological process: protein O-linked glycosylation via N-acetylgalactosamine. The record is from RefSeq and is a predicted model, not a curated record.
ACGAACCUACGGUUAACAUGUUCUCGUAAUAUCUGUGAUUAAAGACAACUUCCGUCUUUUGAAUAGAUCUAACGUUGUUUGUUACAGUUUUCGAAUUAUAUUUAUUCGCACAACUAUACGAUAUUGUCCUCCGCCUGUUAUCAUCGCUUCCUUAUGGCGAUGAGGUUAUGUAUGUCCGAAUUAUAAACAAGAGUGAGCAUCAAAAUGCCAAGAACGUGCACGAUAUUUUCCACCGAUUGUGUAUCAGCGGAAAUUCGGUGGAGGAUGUGAAACUUUAAAAAUACAACGAUGAAAUCCGUGUACAAAUUGUUUUUCCUGUGCCUUAUCUUCGUUGCACUGAUAAUACUGCUUAACUCGACUAAUUUCUCAAAUAAAAUUUACGAUGCGCAGACCAAAGAGGCUGUCGUUGCCUCGACCACUGCCAAAAGAAUUCUACCACCGCCUGCAAUAGGGGAAGUGACAAUAUGCGUGGUAGUUUGUGGGGACAGAUUGGACGAAGCAUUGACAAUGCUAAAGUCAGCUCUGGUUUUCACCAGUAGACCCCUACAGUUUAUUGUUCUGGCUGAGAACAAUUUGAUCCCUGCGUUCACUGAGAAACUAGCAGAAUGGAAGCUGAUGUCAAAUAAAACCUUUGACUUUACAGUCAAAUCUAUUACUUUCCCAGAGGGAAGCGACGCAGCUAUGUGGAAGAAGCUGUUCAAGCCAUGUGCGGCUCAAAGAUUAUUUCUGCCAUCAGUUUUAAACGAGACAGAUGCUGUUCUCUAUGUAGACACGGAUACUAUGUUUUUGGCUCCACCAGAGACGAUCUGGGACGAAUUUAAGAAGAUGAACUCAAGUCAGUUGGCAGCUUUAAGUCCAGAGCACGAGGAUCCUAGCACAGGAUGGUACAACAGAUUUGCAAAGCAUCCGUAUUAUGGAAAAUUGGGUGUGAAUUCAGGUGUAAUGUUAAUGAACCUGACGAGGAUGCGAGAGUUCAGAUGGAUAGACUAUGUGAUACCCAUCCACAAGGAGUACAAAUUGAAGAUAACAUGGGGGGAUCAGGACAUAAUUAACAUCAUAUUCCAUUACCACCCGGAGAAGCUCUACGUUUACUCUUGCAGAUUCAAUUACAGACCGGAUCAUUGCAUGUACAUGCCUGUUUGUACCAAGGCAGAAAAAGAAGGAGCCUUGGUGUUGCAUGGAUCCAGGGGAACGUUUCAUUCGCAAAAACAACCACCGUUCAAAGCUAUCUAUAAAGCUAUGCAAGAGUACCAGCUAAACACAGAUCCGUACGACUAUUUAUUGGUACCGAUGAGAAACUACUUAGCACUGGAACAUAGAUCAAACUGUGGCAAACUGUGGAGAGUAUUCAUUAUACAACCUGAACUACAUUUAGGACAACAGUAACAUGUAAAUGUCUUCUCUGUUCAAAGCAAUAAUGCAUAGAACAUAGCUGUUUCAAACUGUAGUACUUCCUUUUGUUACUAUUUAAACGCUUUCUCGAUUCCAUGGCAAUAUUUAAUGAUAGUAACAGGUAAUGCCAACACAAAUACCGUAGGGUAAGUUCUACACGUUAAUGUAAAUCCUCUAUACAG